UGAAUAACCCUAUACCUUCCAACCUGAAGUCAGAAGCUAAAAAGGCAGCUAAAAUAUUGCGUGAAUUUACAGAGAUAACUUCUAGAAAUGGACCAGAUAAAAUCAUACCUCCCCAUGUCAUAGCCAAGGCCAGAGGCCUGGCAGUGCUGUCUGUCAUCAGGGCCGGGUCCCUGCUGACCGCGCGCGGCGGCAGUGGCAUCGUCUUAGCUCGGCUGCCCAAUGGAACCUGGUCUGCUCCUUCUGCCAUAGGAAUUGCUGGCCUUGGUGGUGGAUUUGAAAUUGGAAUCGAGGUCUCAGACUUGGUGAUAAUCCUCAAUCAUGAACGAGCAGUAGAAGCUUUUGCCAAAGGAGGGAAUCUCACACUUGGAGGAAAUCUUACUGUGGCAAUUGGACCUCUGGGGAGAAACCUGGAAGGGGAUGUUGCCCUGCGAAGCUCUGCUGCUGUCUACACAUACUGCAAGUCUCGAGGGCUGUUUGCAGGGGUGUCUCUGGAGGGAACCUGCUUAAUCGAAAGGAAAGAGACAAAUCGCAAGUUUUAUGGGCAGGAUAUCCGUGCCAGUGCCAUCCUGCUCGGGGAUGUGCCUUUUCCUGCUCAAGCAGAUGAUCUCCAUGAAACUCUAGCAUCCUUCACUGAGGUGUAUGAAAGUGAAGAGCAGAAGAACAAGCCAGGAAAAUCGGUAAAUGACCCACCUGCUAGACCAGCAUCCAGACCAGAACCACCUAAACCUGCUGUCAGACCUACAGCACCAGCUAAAAAGAACACAAACAAACUUUAUCCUGAACUCCCCAGUGAUUAUGCAUCUGUGGAGAACCCUUCGAGUGGCCCAGUGGAAGUGACAGCACUGUACUCCUUCGAGGGGCAGCAGCCAGGGGACUUGACUUUCAAAGCUGGAGACAAAAUCAUGGUGACAACCAAAACAAAUUCCCAGUUUGACUGGUGGGAAGGGAGAAUAGGAGGACAAACUGGCAUCUUUCCAGCCAAUUAUGUUGCCAUAAGUAACAACUGA
Molecule: messenger RNA, 1007 nt
Organism: Acanthisitta chloris (rifleman)
Lineage: Eukaryota; Metazoa; Chordata; Aves; Passeriformes; Acanthisittidae
Gene: SH3YL1
Product: SH3 and SYLF domain containing 1
Exons: 9
Cellular component (GO): ruffle membrane
Molecular function (GO): phosphatidylinositol binding; protein binding
Source: RefSeq, a predicted model, not a curated record